Erythranthe guttata (spotted monkey flower) is the source of this 1560-nucleotide messenger RNA. RefSeq names its product putative lysophospholipase BODYGUARD 2. NCBI's taxonomy places the organism in Eukaryota, Viridiplantae, Streptophyta, Magnoliopsida, Lamiales, Phrymaceae. The record is from RefSeq and is a predicted model, not a curated record.
UAAAAACAAAAAUAUUUACAGGUCACAUCACACAAACACCCAAUACUGACUGAAUGUGCAUUCAGAUCUCCAUUAGGCAACUCAUACCCCAUUAAUUUAUAAAUUAAAUCUUUGAAUUUUGGUUAAAUCUGGGUUUUUUAACUUCCGGGGAAAACAAAGGUGAGCUAGAAUACAACAAUGGCAGCUGGAAGCACCAGGAAAAUUUCAGCAGCCUCUGCUAGGGCUCAUACCCGUAAACCCAAAGCUACCUCGCCCAAAUUUGGAGGGAUAUUCAAGAAAAUUCUAUUCGUUUGCUUUGUGGGCUUCGUCGCCUGGGCAUAUCAAGCAACACAGCCUCCUACACCAAACACGUGCGGCUCCAAAAACGGGCCAACAGUUACGGCAUCACGAAUACAGCUCAAAGAUGGAAGACACUUGGCUUACGAAGAAUACGGUGUCCCAAAAGAUAACGCAAAGCACAAAAUCGUAUUUGUCCAUGGAUUCGAUUCUUGCAGGCAUGAUGCCUCUGCUAUAACCGCACAUCUCUCUCCGGAAAUUGUUGAAAGUGAAGGAGUGUAUGUUGUUUCUUUCGACAGACCUGGUUAUGGAGAGAGUGAUCCUAACUCGAAACAAACGGUUAAAAGCAUUGCUUAUGAUAUAGAGGAGCUAGCUGAUCAGUUGGGAUUAGGACAGAGAUUUUAUGUUGUCGGAUUUUCGUUGGGUGGGCAGAUUGUCUGGACCUGCCUCAAGUACAUCCCUCACAGGCUGGCCGGAGCAGCUUUGAUAGCACCGUCGGUGAAUUUUUGGUGGCAAGGUAUUCCUCCAAACUUGUCGGCAGAAGCAUAUAAGCAGCAGCUUCCACAGGACCAGUGGGCCCUACGUGUGGCUCACUAUACACCAUGGCUCAAUUACUGGUGGAAUUCCCAAAAAUUAUUUCCGGGUUUUAGUCUUAUAGCUCAAAGCCCUCUCGUUCUUUCUAACCAAGACAUUGAAUUAAUCCCGAGAAUUCGUUCUAUACGAGAGGAGUAUCAGGCACAGGUGAGACAGCAAGGUGAAUUUGAGUCCCUACACCGUGACCUGGCAGUUGCAUUCGGGAAAUGGGAGUUCGAUCCGACGGGUCUAGAAAACCCGUUUUUGGAAAGUGGAGUAUCCGUUGACUUAUGGCAGGGAGAAGAGGAUAAGAUCGUCCCUGUAGAACUGCAGAGGUUUAUAGCUAAUCAGCUGCCUUGGAUUAACUAUCACGAGUUAUCCGGUGCUGGUCAUAUGUUUCCAUUCGCUGACGGGAUUGCUGACUCAGUUAUAAAGCAACUUUUAGCUGGGAACAAAGGCCUUUGAUUGAUAGGCUACUCUGAUUAUUAUUACCAGGUUUAUAUGUAUCUGCACUUAAAAUUUUCAUUUUUUUGGGCUUAUUAUUUGGGUUCAAUAUUCCCUCUCUGUAUCAUUGUUACAACAGAAUUUCUAGUGUCUUAUUUAAGACAACAUUUUGGUAUUGAACUUGUAAUGUUAUGAUUUCAACAAAAUACAAGUGAGAUAAGUUUGUUGUUUGGUCUAUGUUACGAUCGGUGAACGAACAUUAUCGAA